AGGCAAGAGUGGGACAGUUUAUGAAAGUCCCAGCAAAAGCGCGCGCAGUUACAUUCAGAGCCUCGAGAGAACAGAAGACGGGACAGAUACACCUGUGUUUCUUGCAGACUCUUUGGAUUUGUACGUGCUGCCGUUGAAACACUUCGAUAGGCUGCGAUUCCUACAUUUGAAGACAAGCAGAAAACCAGGCCGCGCUUGUGUCAUAACAGGAAUUAGAUAACUUUUUUUACCCAUAAAAAGCAGCACGAUGUUUGAGGCACGUCUCGUUCAAGGAUCAAUCCUUAAGAAGGUUCUGGAGGCUCUGAAAGACCUCAUCACCGAAGCCUGCUGGGAUGUCAGCUCCUCGGGCAUCUCGCUGCAGAGCAUGGAUUCAUCUCAUGUGUCUCUGGUGCAGCUGACGCUCCGGAGCGAUGGGUUCGACUCCUACCGCUGCGACAGAAACCUGGCCAUGGGUGUCAAUUUGAGCAGCAUGUCAAAGAUUCUGAAGUGUGCUGGGAAUGAAGAUAUCAUCACACUUAGGGCAGAAGACAAUGCGGACUCUUUGGCACUUGUCUUUGAAACACUCAAUCAGGAGAAAGUGUCGGACUAUGAGAUGAAACUGAUGGAUCUGGAUGUGGAGCAGCUAGGGAUUCCAGAGCAGGAAUACAGCUGUGUGGUGAAGAUGCCCUCUGGUGAGUUUGCCCGUAUCUGUAGGGAUCUGUCACAGAUCGGUGAUGCUGUCAUGAUCUCUUGUGCCAAGGAUGGUGUGAAGUUCUCUGCCAGCGGAGAGCUGGGCACAGGCAACGUCAAGCUCUCACAGACCAGCAAUGUCGACAAGGAGGAUGAAGCGGUGACGAUUGAGAUGAAUGAGCCUGUGCAGCUCAUUUUUGCUUUGAACUACCUGAACUUCUUCACCAAGGCCACUCCUUUGUCCAAAACAGUCACACUCAGCAUGUCCGCAGACAUUCCACUAGUGGUAGAGUACAAGAUUGCAGACAUGGGACACGUCAAAUACUACCUGGCACCCAAGAUUGAUGAAGAAUCAUCUUAAAUCCAAGUUCAAGACUGAAGUCUGGCAUCUGUCAUAUCAGACAUGAUUUCAAUAGAUGUUUUGGGAAAAUGCAUUUUAUUCCUCUUUGUCUGCUGUGGUUUCCAGUUCAAUGGAUUCACAUUUCUGUGGCCAUCUAAGCCAGUUUGUUUGAUUGGCAGAUAAAUAGCCACACUUCACCAAUGGUAGUUUGGUAAUUCGCUUUACCUGGCUCUGAGGGCUGAAUCUAGAGUUCUUAAGACUCACCUUUGACUCAGUCUCAUUUUCCCUAUCUUUGUGCUCUUGUCUUUUUGACUCCACUUAGGGUUUCUGUCCAACUGCUCAUUUCAGUGUGUAGAUAAUGUCUGUAAAUAUGCUAAUUGGACACAUCCAGUCAACCAUUAAUAAAACUUUUUGUAAUGAUGA
Carassius auratus (goldfish) is the source of this 1432-nucleotide messenger RNA. It is a transcript of the gene pcna, whose product is annotated as proliferating cell nuclear antigen. The transcript has 6 exons. The record is from RefSeq and is a predicted model, not a curated record. Gene Ontology annotation, molecular function: DNA polymerase processivity factor activity; DNA binding. Gene Ontology annotation, cellular component: PCNA complex. Gene Ontology annotation, biological process: mismatch repair; translesion synthesis; leading strand elongation. Bases 248 to 1030 code for a protein of 260 amino acids. Lineage: Eukaryota; Metazoa; Chordata; Actinopteri; Cypriniformes; Cyprinidae.